Molecule: messenger RNA, 2128 nt
Organism: Punica granatum (pomegranate)
Lineage: Eukaryota; Viridiplantae; Streptophyta; Magnoliopsida; Myrtales; Lythraceae
Source: RefSeq, a predicted model, not a curated record
CUCCUCCUCUUCUGCCGCUGCCUGCACUCGAAAGCAAGAAGUCAGCGGCUUCCCUAUCUGCGCUCCAAAUUUCGUUCUUACAGGGCAAAACCAUAAACCCUAGCCAGCUCUCGCUCUCAGUCUCAGCUCUCUCCUCCAACUUCCUCAUCUCCAAUGAACUGCUCAAUAUCCGGCGAGGUGCCGGAGGAGCCGGUUGUCUCGAAGAAGUCAGGGAUGCUCUUUGAGAGGCGAUUAAUUGAGCGGCAUAUAUCGGAUUAUGGAAAAUGUCCCGUUACAGGGGAACAGCUUAGCAUGGACGACAUUGUUCCUAUCAAAGCUGGCAAGAUCGUCAAGCCUAGACCGAUGCAGGCUGCAAGCAUCCCUGGAAUGCUCAGUAUAUUUCAGAACGAAUGGGACAGUUUGAUGCUGUCCAAUUUUGCCUUGGAGCAACAACUUCAUACGGCCAGGCAAGAGUUAAGCCAUGCACUGUACCAGCAUGAUGCUGCAUGCCGUGUAAUUGCAAGACUUAAAAAGGAAAGAGAUGAAGCUCUAUCAUUGCUUGCUCAGGCUGAGAGGCAAAUGCCAAUUCCAUCUUCAACUGCCAUUACUGCCAAUGCUUCUACGUUGAGUAAUGGGAAAAGAGCUGCUGAGGAAGAAGAUUUGGGCCAUGCUGGCAAGAAACUACGUCCUGGUAUUUCUGGGCGUAUUAUUGAAGAAUUAACAGAAUGUAAUGCGUCACUCUCUCAGCACCGUAAGAAGCGGCAGGUUCCCUCCACACUGGCUCCUGUUGAGGACAUUGAGAGAUACACUCAGCUUUCUAGUCAUCCUCUUCACAAGACCAACAAACCGGGCAUUUUAUCUCUUGAUAUUAAUUAUUCCAAGGACGUCAUUGCAACUGGAGGGGUUGAUACAUCUGCCGUACUCUUUGAUCGACAAUCUGGACAGAUUUUGUCUACGCUUUCUGGGCAUUCAAAGAAGGUUACUAGUUUAAAAUUUGUUAAUGACGGUGAUGUAGUUUUGACGUGCUCUUCUGACAAGACGGUUCGCAUCUGGCAAAGUUCUGAAGAGGGAAAUUAUGCUUGUAGGCAGAUAUUGAAGGAUCACUCAGCUGAGGUGCAAGCUGUUACCGUGCAUGCCACGAACAACUAUUUUGUAACAGCUUCCCUCGACAGUACAUGGUGUUUUUAUGAGCUCUCUUCUGGUUUAUGCCUCACACAGGUGGAAGACUCCUCACAAUCUGAAGGGUAUACUUCUGCAGCUUUCCAUCCAGAUGGUCUCAUCCUCGGUACAGGCACCUCGGAUGCUGUUGUUAAAAUUUGGGAUGUAAAAACUCAGGUAAAUGUUGCUAAAUUUCCUGGUCAUACUGGGGCAGUCACUGCCAUAUCUUUCUCAGAAAAUGGAUACUUCCUUGCGACGGCAGCUGCUGAUGGGGUUAAGCUGUGGGAUCUUCGGAAAUUAAAGAAUUUCCGUACCUUUUCACCGUAUGACCCAGACACACCCACAAACUCUGUUGAAUUUGAUCAUAGUGGAUGUUACCUGGCACUUGCUGGUUCAGAUAUAAGAGUGUAUCAAGUUGCCAAUGUUAAAUCGGAAUGGAACUGCAUUAAAACUUUCCCUGAUUUGUCCGGAACAGGCAAAGCAACCUCUGUGAAAUUUGGUCCGGAUGCAAAAUACUUAACGGUGGGAUCAAUGGAUCGGAACCUAAGAAUAUUCGGCCUCCCAAGCGAUGAUGGCCCAAUGGAGUCUUGAACACUGCUUUGUUUUGCUUCUGUUCACCACAAGCAAAACUGUGUGAAAUGGAGUAGGGGCGAAAGAGAUCGAACUUUCAGGUUUGAAGCAACUUAGUCUGAUGACUUAGCAACCCAUUUUGCAUCACCAUUAGCGCCAUCUCUUUUCAAUACCCACCCCAAAAAUUCGAUGUUCUAUGAUUAUUGUGAAGAUUUUGCUUCGCCUCCUUGAAUCCCUUCCCCUGGUUCUCGCAUGUAACUUUGGUUAAUUGUAGUGUAGUACCUCUGAAGUGAGUUCCCGUCAGGCUUGAUGUCACGAAGAUGUUCUGCUGGACUGUAAUUGAUUUUCUGAGAAUAGUUGUCACUGAUUCAAUCUGUCCGAGUUAUCAUGUAUACUGAUGCAUUUCCAAGUUGGUUUUAAA